UCUUGAAGUGAUGCAGUCAUGACAAUCAUGGAGUACAUCCAACGGCUGGAACGAUUCAAGUUUUUCCAGCACUCUUACAAGAAUCCUUCGGAGUUUUAUACAAGUUUGAUCGAGAUUCCCAACAAAGUAGCCAGAGUGGCGGGCUUGAAUAUUUUCAGCAAAGAUUACAAAGUGUUUUCCUGGAAUUUGGCUUGUUUGCUGACGGUGUUUGUGGUUUACGGAAUCGUUACGCCGUUUACAAUUUAUGAAGUGCGUCAAAAUGUGGAUGAUCUCAUCUAUUGUCUUGUGACGGUUGGAAUCGGUAUCCAGGGGGUCAUGAAAAUGAUAACAUUUCUCGUUUAUCGCAAGGAAUUGAUUUGGACCCAGGAGUACACCCAGAAGAUCUACCAAGAAGAAAGCCACAACCACAAGCAAGUUCUAAUGGAACAAGUCUCACUGUUGAACAUUAUGACAAGGAUUAUCAUUACGAGUUAUAUUUAUUUGGGCUUUCUACUGGCAAUGGGACCAUUUUUGUACUCGUUGAUGGCUGGGAAGAAAGCCCUCUCGUUUGGAUUCUGGAUUCCAUACCUCGAUCGUUUUUCGUGGCCCGGAUAUCUGUGUAACGUCGUGAUGCAAGUCAUAAUGACACUGUUCAUAUGCUCGGAAAACUUGGGAGCAGAUGUUCUACAUUUUAUGACAAUGAUGAGCUCACGAACCCAAGUUGAUAUGCUGAUGAUCAAACUACGGGGCAUCAAAAGUAGUGACUUGGACAUGCGAGAUAAACUUAAAGAAAUUAUAAGACGUCAUCAGGAACAUCUUGAAUUUGUGGGUACAGUAGAAAUGAUUUACAGAAGUUUCUUUUUCGUGAUUUUUUCAACUCUGGGAGCAACUCUUUGCUUAUCUCUGUAUGCAGUCGCAACGCUUGGCUGGGUUGCAGGUUCCAUUCCGUGCAUGUUCAUCAUUUAUGAGAUGUUUGUCUAUUGCUUUCUAGCAACCAUUCUGCAAACGAAGGAGGACGAAUUACAACAAGAAAUUUACAAGGUUCCAUGGUAUCAGCUGUCAAUUUCCGACCAAAAAUCGAUUCGUAUCGUUCUUGAAGCAACACAGCAACCCGUCUGCUUAACACUCAUUUUCUACCCACUGAAUAUGCCAACUUUCGUAGAUGUGAUGAAAACGAUUUACAGCUACCUUACAUUGUUGCUUACGUUUAGCAAAGCUUAGUUACAGAAAAAAAUCUUUUCUUGGUUUAUAUUUGGACUUAAAAAAUCAAUGAAAAGUCAUCGAUCAUACCAAAAUUAUUCCAGUAUUCCUUACAAAAAUGAUCAAUACUAACAACAAUUUUCAGGAACUACCGCUUAGAAAGCUAGGCUACAUGGCAUGGUUUUUAUGUAAUCAAUUAGAAAUAUAUGUACAAUUUUGUUUCCCAAUCAAUUAAUCCUUGAAAUCGUUUCCCAAGAAAAAUCUCGCAUAGAAGGGCUUUAUCCAAAAUAAUUCUCUCCUCUAUAUAGAGAAAAUGUUUUAUCACAAAACACCUGGUUAACCCAUCAAAAACUAGAGCAAUCAAAAUGUCGUCUCGUAACCAGAAAAAUAAAAGAAAAACCACACUUCAUGUUGAGUGUAGGUGUUACCAAAACCCAUUCUGACAUGGCAUUUGUUUCACAUUCACCGCUACCGCGCAGCCCUAGAAGAAACGAAAGGAAAAAAUCUCAAAGAAAAAGUCCUCAAUUGGCUUCCCAACGGACUGGGCCAGAAAUAGCGAGCAAUUUACAGGGAAAGAGCUUUUCACACCCCCACAAACAACAAUAAAUCUAAUCCAAUAAAUCCAAUCGUCACU
Molecule: messenger RNA, 1813 nt
Organism: Culex quinquefasciatus (southern house mosquito)
Lineage: Eukaryota; Metazoa; Arthropoda; Insecta; Diptera; Culicidae
Product: putative odorant receptor 83c
Exons: 4
Coding region: 19-1200 (393 amino acids)
Biological process (GO): detection of chemical stimulus involved in sensory perception of smell; sensory perception of smell
Cellular component (GO): plasma membrane
Molecular function (GO): olfactory receptor activity; odorant binding
Source: RefSeq, a predicted model, not a curated record